Messenger RNA from Brassica napus (rape), 1383 nucleotides. Its product is annotated as glycine-rich protein A3-like. The transcript is spliced from 3 exons. Lineage: Eukaryota; Viridiplantae; Streptophyta; Magnoliopsida; Brassicales; Brassicaceae. The record is from RefSeq and is a predicted model, not a curated record. The coding region runs from base 641 to 1168 and encodes 175 amino acids.
UCUUGAAGACUUGUGUGGGGGAAAUAGAGAUACAACAAAUAUAUAAAAGGAACCGCGUGGCGUGGAAAGUACGGCUCGGAUCAGCAGACGUUUCCUCUGUUUCGAUAAAAAGGGCGGAACUAUUUAUGCAGCCGACACACGUCGUGAUCUUUCGAUUAUAAAUCGCAAUCUGAGAAAUUUCAAUAUCAAAUCAAAUCUCUUCCUUCGUUUCUAAGCAAAAUUUCGGAGAAUCAGAAAACCCUUAAGCUUCUUUGGUAAGCUCCUCUUCAAUCGUUAGAUCUUUUGUUUAGAAUUCUUGUUUUGUUUUCUGGCUUUUACGUGUUAUAUGAAAAUCUUUAUGCUGAUCAGCAUUCAAAUACAGUCUCGUAUGUCCAUGUAUAAAUGUUUCUUCGGAUCUGAAACAGCGAAUCUAGUUACAGAAAUUGAAGUAGUUUGCUAAUGGGGUUUUAAAACCCUAGAAAUCAGUGUUAUUAAUAUUUAAAAAUAAUCUUGAUUCCUUUUGUUUGUCCGAGAUGACUAUGUGAGGUGAUGAGAACGAAUCUUGAGUAUGUAUGCAUGUUUUUACCGAUUUGCGUCUUCAAUAUUUCUCUUUUGAAGCUAGUGUUUGAUUACUCUUGAGGAAAACAAAUUGGAGAAAAAAAUGGGAGAGGAUCAGAAUAAUCACAAUGACAAAGGAAUCUUUCACCACUUAGCUGGAUUUGCUGCCGGACACUACCCACCUCACGGUAAUCAUGGUUAUGGUCAUCACGGUUAUGGAGCUCCUCAUCCAUACCCUCCUCCCCCUCCUCCUCAUGGCUAUCCACCAGCUGCUUAUCCUCCACACGGUGGUUACCCUCCAGCCGGUUAUCCUCCAGCUGGUUACCCUCCAGCCGGUUACCCUCCAGCUGGUUAUCCACCUCACGGUUAUCCCGGUCCAUCUCACUCUGGACACCACCACGGAGGUAUGGGAGCGAUGCUAGCGGGUGGAGCGGCUAUGGCAGCUGCAGCAGCUGGUGCUCACCAUAUGUCUCACCACGGACACUAUGGUCACCACCAUGGUCACGGCUUUAGCCACGGGUAUCAUGGACACGGUAAGUUCAAACACGGCAAGUUCAAGCACGGGAAAUUCGGGAAGCAUGGCAUGUUUGGUGGGAAGCACAAGGGGAAAUUCUUCAAAAAAUGGAAGUGAUUGUUUUCCAAAAGAUUAAUCAUAUUCAGAGUUUUUUUUUUGUCAAACUCAGAGACUAUAUCUACAUUAUCAUUUUGUAAUAACAACAAAUAUUGACGUCUCUGAGGAAGUUACAUGGUUAUUUGUGAGCCUUAACUUUUAAGAGCUUAAACAGUAAUGAUCGUUCUUGGUUUGGUUUGGUUUGGUUUGGUUUAAAGAAGCUUUUCUUUUGUUUA